GGGGAAGGCAUCAAGCCCUCCCCCCAAGAUGGCGGCGGUGACGGAGGAGUGGAUGGCGGAGGAAGGAGGCGGUGGCAGCUGCGGCGGCGGCUCUUCCCUGGCCGCGGGGGCGUCCCAACGACUGUCGCCGCUGCCCCCGCCGCAGCCAGCACUGCUGGGACCCCAGUCGCCGGCCUCCCCGUCCCUGGCCUUGGACCAGCUGCCUCACAACAACACGCUGGUAGCGCUGCCCAUCGUGGCCAUCGAGAACAUCCUCAGCUUCAUGUCCUACGACGAGAUCAGCCAGCUCCGCCUGGUUUGUAAGCGGAUGGACUUAGUCUGCCAGAGAAUGUUGAAUCAGGGAUUUCUGAAAGUGGAAAGAUAUCACAACCUGUGUCAAAAACAAGUUAAAGCACAACUUCCAAGGAGAGAGUCAGAAAGGAGAAAUCAUUCAUUAGCUCGUCAUGCGGACAUCCUUGCUGCUGUAGAAACAAGGCUCUCACUGUUGAAUAUGACUUUCAUGAAGUAUGUGGAUUCCAAUCUCUGUUGCUUCAUUCCAGGAAAGGUAAUUGAUGAAAUUUAUCGUGUGCUGAGAUAUGUAAAUUCUACCAGAGCCCCACAGCGGGCUCAUGAAGUCCUCCAAGAGUUAAGGGAUAUUUCCUCCAUGGCAAUGGAAUACUUUGAUGAGAAGAUUGUCCCAAUUCUAAAGAAGAAGUUACCAGGAUCAGAUGUGUCUGGGCGACUCAUAGGCUCUCCUCCAGUUCCAGGACCUUCUGCAGCCCUAACAACAAUGCAGCUUUUCUCCAAACAAAACCCUUCAAGACAGGAGGUCACUAAACUUCAGCAGCAAGUGAAAACAAACGGUGCUGGUGUGACUGUACUCAGGCGGGAAAUUUCUGAGCUUCGCACUAAAGUGCAAGAACAGCAGAAACAGCUGCAAGAUCAGGACCAGAAACUGCUAGAGCAAACCCAAAUCAUAGGGGAACAGAAUGCUCGUUUGGCAGAGCUGGAACGAAAGCUUCGAGAAGUCAUGGAAAGCGCAGUAGGAAAUUCCUCAGGGUCUGGGCCAAAUGAGGAGUCUCCUCGGAAACGGAGAAAGGCAGUGGAAGCCAUAGACUCUCUUAGGAAAUCUAAACGCCUUCGAAAUAGAAAAUAACUUGGGAUUCAGUUAUAGCUCCAAAAAGGCAUGUAAGCUUAGCAGCCCAUGCAGUCAUGCUCACGUGGAUACUUGGGUUUAGCAGCAUGGUGUCCUUUAGGCUGCUCGGUCUCCAGAACGCAGCUUAGACUUUGACGUUUACUCAUUGUUGGGACAUUUUCCCCCUUUCUGUCUGGGUGGACUGAUGCACAGGAUAUUUUUAAUUUGCAAUAGAUUUGUAAUAACUAGACCCACACUCUAUCAUGUUUGGAGGAGUUAAUCUUUUUUUCCGUGCAGAUGAUGUGUUAAAGUAAAUUUAUUUGUGUUUCUGCAUAUAUGCACAUUAAAUAAGGAUCUUAAAUAAACCCUAUCUUAACAGACUAGAAAUUAAGUUUAAGUACAGAAAAUGUCCUGUUCACUUGAAAGAAAAGACCUACUUUUUAAAUGGACGCUAUCUUGUAUAAAAAACAAGUCGACUUUUUGUUACAAGUGACCUUUGUCUGGAAUGUCUGAAAAGUAGUUAAUGCUUUUUGGUAUUGAAGUAAUGGGUGAUUGAAAAGGACUUCUACAGUAUUGACUGCAGAAGAGACCUCUACAGUAUUGACUAUAUAUUUUUGUAGACUACUGGCAAGGGACUCAUCCAGCUAUUAUAUACACAAUUUCAAUUCCCUGUUGGAACCAGGUCCUACAUUUGCAUGGAUAGAUGCAUGCACUGCCUUUUUAGCUCACUCAAGAGCACUUGCACUGGCAUUGACCUUGAACCUCUAGAUUUCCCACUGAUAAAGAAAGAAGCUUCUAUGUUCUUAGUACCCUAGUUAACAUCUGCUGUCAUUACAGUAGGCAGAGGUGAGCUUGAGCCUUCAAUGGGGAAAUAGACUAGUUCAUUUGAUUGCUCUUUACAUGGGGGUUGAGCAGUACUGAUGCCUGUUGCAUUAUCCAUUCCCUGGAGAGUUCAGGUACUCUGGCUAAGGCAGAAAUCCAACUUUCAAGGCUCUUUCUGUAUAUGUAGGAUCUCCGGUUACUAGUACUGUCUUAUCACACUACUGUGUCAGCCCAUAGGUCAAAAUGUGAUGACUGAGUAGUGGACACUGCUUAUUUGUAUAACUCUUUAAUCGGUGAAGCAAAGUCCAUUCAAGAAAAUGGUUGUAUGAUGAAAAGACAUUUACAUCCUUUCAUUGGGGGAGGGGAGAAUAGUCAGGGGAAGCUUUUUAAUACUAUAACUAUAUUCGAGCUUUCCUUAUCCUAAAACUUUAAACAAAAGCUUUAAUUUCUUUUGCACUCCUGUUUUAAACUUGUAACUGGAAAAGCAUGUCUUGCACUGUUCAAUCUUCUGAUUGGUCACUUUAACAACCUCUAAGUUGUUGUGUACAGUGAUUAUUUUUCCCAGUUGUAUAUUUUUGAAACAUUAUACAGAUAUCACUGUCUUUGUUUUAUUUUUUACUGUACUAUAUAGCUAUCAUUUGACUGUUAAAAAUUCUUUUAAGCAACUGUUGCCUUGGGCUUCAGUGAAAUUAAAGUACAUUUAGGUGUAGCAUGGAAAAAUAUCUAUUUCCUUGUGGAGUUUGACAUCUAAAUUAAGUCUAAGGUAUAAGUAAGAAUCUUAGCUUAAUAAAGCACAAGGUUACCACC
Molecule: messenger RNA, 2743 nt
Organism: Phascolarctos cinereus (koala)
Lineage: Eukaryota; Metazoa; Chordata; Mammalia; Diprotodontia; Phascolarctidae
Gene: FBXO28
Product: F-box protein 28
Biological process (GO): protein polyubiquitination
Molecular function (GO): protein binding
Source: RefSeq, a predicted model, not a curated record